This is a messenger RNA of Owenia fusiformis, 781 nucleotides long. The record is from the annotation of a GenBank genome assembly. Lineage: Eukaryota; Metazoa; Annelida; Polychaeta; Sabellida; Oweniidae.
AUGAUUGCCCAAAAGAAACGAGAAUUGGCAGAAAAGAUGAGGAAAGAGGAAAGAACCAAGAAGCUGGAGGAGAUGAAGAAAGUUAGAGAAGAACGUGAAAGAAAAAUGUUGGAAGAUUUGGAAAAGAAGUUUGCUGAACUACCAGAGGAAAGUCAAAAUGAACUGAUUCAGAUGAGGCAAAAAUGGCUUGCCCAGCAAAAAAGAAUUGCCGAAUCACGUGAAAAACGUAUAAAGGAAGCCAGAGAGAACCGCAAGAAAGCUUUGGAAGAACAAGAGAGGAAGAUCAAUGCCGUCAUUGCAGAAGUCAACAAGAAAUUCGAUGAGAUGCCAGAGGAAGAACAGAAGAAAUACAUUGAAAUGAAGCAGUUUUACGAGAAAGCUCUUGAAGCUCGCAAGAAGAGGAUCGAAGCAGGAAAGACCCAGGAGGAUGAAGUUACUGAAGAAAAAGAGGAGAAGUCUAUUGAUGAUCUUCUAAAGGACUUCAUUGACUCACUUCACAAUGCUGCCAAGGACGCACUUACCGGACUCAACGAGCUCAGGAAGGAAAUCUUCGGCGAAGACAAAGCUGAGGAUGAAGUAACCGAGGAAAAGGAAGAAAAGACCCUGGACGAAUUGUUGAAGGACUUUGUGGACAGCCUACACACCGCAUCUAAAGAGGCUCUCCAUGGACUAAAUGAGCUUAGAAAGGAGAUCUUUGGCGAAGACAAAGCCGAGUAAUGAUUCGUUCUGUUUACGUUGGUCUAUUGUAAAAAUGUAAUAAAAGAAAAAGUUAUAAGCUGUA